Messenger RNA from Schistosoma haematobium, 8931 nucleotides. RefSeq lists its product as uncharacterized. The record is from RefSeq and is a predicted model, not a curated record. The coding region runs from base 7597 to 7953 and encodes 118 amino acids. NCBI's taxonomy places the organism in Eukaryota, Metazoa, Platyhelminthes, Trematoda, Strigeidida, Schistosomatidae. The transcript has a single exon.
GUAUCCAACUGGAAAAUAUUCAUAAGUUGAUCAACAUUUUUUCUGAUGAAGCUAAAUUUAAAAGAUUUCAUUCUUAUUUCAUGUCUUUAUGGUCAGAUAAAACACAAAAAUUUCGUAAAUAUAUAAAUCAAAUUAAGAAUUACAGUUGUGACAAGCCAACAUUACAUCGGUUGAUGAGGUUGUUAAUCUUCAUCGACUGAGAUGGUUGGGCCACAUGUUACGUAUGCCUGAACACCGAUUACCACGACGUGCAAUGCUAACCGGUGUUGGACAUGGUUGGAAGAAAGUUAGGGGCGGCCAAACCAAAACGUGGCAUCAGUCCUUGAAGUCACUAACUUCUAGUUUGAGCCAUGUUGAUAGAUGCAGACUACUUGGUUGGGGUCCGUGUGACUAUCGUAACCAACGGUUGGAGACUCUGUGUGACGUGGCUCAGAAUCUAUCACAAUGGCGUUGGAGUAUACACUCUCUGUCUUCCCUUAAACUAUGAGAUUAAAUUCGCUUCAUAUCUUUCUUUCUAAGAACUGAUUCUUUCUUCCUGUACUAUAUCCUUAUAUGCAAUCUUUCUUCUAUAUAUUACCACCAUUGAAUUAACUACUUUUAUGAAUCCGGUGUCCAUCUUGUUGUGUUAAUGAGGUAUGGCAACUUGGACUGAUGCAUAUAUUUGCCUGGUCCUACGUUGUAGCUGACUGACUGACAUUACAUCAGAAGCAUUCUAUGCUAACGUCCUGAAAAGCUGAAACUUAUUACGUAACUCACAUUACAGAAAUUUGGAGAAAAUCAUAUUACAUCAUACUUAUUCACUCGGUUUUAUUAAUAUAAAGAUUUUCAUGGACUUUGUUAGUCUUCUUUCUCUGUAUCAGUGACUAGUCAAUUGUUAGAAACGAUGAGUUCUCACUGAAUCGAAUUGAUAGAAUAAAAUAAAGAUCCAAAGUUCAACUUAUGGAAUGCCAUUGUAGUAAAAAUUCUGAUCAACUGUGACAUCAGAUGAAUACUUAUUUAAAAUCCAGAAAGAAGUAAAUAGUUGUUUUCUUUUGAAUGUAGAUAGAAAACAUCUUUGACAUUUUGGUAUAAACUUUAGUUGUAACUCAGAAUUUCAGUCUUCAUUCAUACAUUCAAAUGUAUGCAUCUAAUACUAGAUUCUAGUACUUAGAGAGAGGAAGACUAAAGAACACAUUAUCCUGAGAAAUGGAAACAGACAUAAGAAUGAACAAAAAUUGGACAGAACUAGAAUGGAAAGCCCCAGACAUAGUGGAUUGGAGAAUGCUGGUCGGCGGCCUAUGCUCCAUUAGAAGUAUCAGGCGUAAGUAAGUACUUAGAGAUAAUUGAUAGCAAGAAAUCAUUCCAGCUGUCAUUAACAUUUCAUCUUUCACGUAUAGAUAUCUUGCUUAUUCCAUUAUUUAUAUUUCUCGAGAUAACUGAAUAUCUUCCUCACAAUAAUCAAGAAGUUGGCUUAACAUUCAUUGAAGAAUAUUCAUUGAUUAUUCAAUGAGCUCAAUUUUUCAUUUUGGUUGGUUGUUUGUUAUUCUGUACUCAUUUCAUUGUCACGUUAUUUCUUCAUCUAUAUGUAAUAUAACAAUUGAAUUUAUGAAUCAAUUGAAACUAGACCAACAUCGAAAACUUGGAAGAACUGGACGGCCGUUUCGUCCUGUUGUGGGAUUCCUCAGCAAUGCGCAUCUCUUCUCAUAAUAACCAUCAUAUGCUCACUAGUGACUGGCUUCAAGUGGUAUUUUUCGGGGUUCUAGUAAGAAGCAGUGACCAGUGGAGUUCAACCGAGUCUGUUGUGAGAUAGUAACUCACUGAACAUAAUUUUGGAAGUGUCGUUCAAUUUUGUGGAUUAGUUGGAGUUAGACAUUGACACCGUUGGAUGCCGGCCGGCUCGGUGGUCUAGAGUUUAAGUGUCUGCGCGUGAGACCGUUAGGUCCCAUGUCCGAAUCCUGCGUGCUGGGUCGCCCACGUGUACUGCUGGUGAGUUCCACAAUACUAGGACGAAACGGCAGUUCAGUGCUUCCAGGUUUUCAAUGGUGGUCUAGCUUAGAUCAACUCAUGAAUUCAACUAUUAAGUUACUUAUCAUUUACUUUUGAAACACCACCUUGAAUUUGGCUUAAUUCAUUGUUAUGAUUCACAUCAUCCCGCCUCGCGAGAUUCGAACACAGGACUUAUCAGUCUCACGCGCAAACACUUAGCCUCUGAACCACUGAACCGGCCGGCAUCCAAGGGUGUUAAUGUCUAACUUCAACCAGUUCACGAAAUUGUGCCACCGUCCACCGUUGUCUUAAGUGAGUUCCUAUCUCCUGGGUUUGAAUCUCGUGAAGCAGGAUCGUAGAUGCGUACUACUUAGGAGUCCCACAAUAUUUAUUUAUUCCAUUCAUCUUAAAGGAUUGUUACUAUUGUAAUCUAACCAGUUAAUAAAUUUAAUUUCUUCAAUAGUUUUUCAUAAGUCGGUUUCUGAAAUUUUGAUAAGAUUGUGAUACUUCAGUAUACUGUCCAUUACGUGAUGUUUUACUGUUGGGAACCAAGUCAAGAUGAAAUGAGCAACGAAGCAUUUUAGUACAUAAAUUGUUUUUCUCUUUUCAAUCUGCUUUUUAUAUUAAUUCAAAUACAAACCAAUCCAUUAUAAUUCUACUGGUGAUUCAACAGUUAGUAAGUAGAUUAUUUGGUGAGACUAUAAUUUAUGGACGAUUUUUGAGCGACGCUAAAGUGUCCUUGCGAAUGUCUGACUAGGGCUGAAUGAGGGUUUUAAACCUGUGUGAAGGAUAAGGAUUGUGAUUUACACUUGAUGUUUAUGGUUAGAAACUAUAUUUAGGGUUUUCAUCACGAACUGACAUUAGCUAAAAUGUCAAGACGCUAUUUAGCCAAAUGGAUAAAGAAUUUCGCUCCGAAAUCCAAGACCUCUUAUCAUAAAUCUGAUUGUUUCAUCCAUAAAUUAUGGUCUCCCCGAUUAUUUUCUUAAAUAUCACUUCUAAGAAUAAUGUUAGCUCCAGAAUCCUCAAUGAAAAAAGGUGUAUCAACCUAGUCUUGACUACCGGCUACUAUAAGAUUGCAUCUCCUAACGUUGCUGCAUUGCCUCAUCGAUUAGACCUUUAGGUCAAAGUCUCAGAGUGUGGCCUCCUAGGAAAACCAUCUGCUUCGGUCUGGGUAUUAGGGCAGUAUCCUAGCCCUCACAUAUAUGGCACAUAUAUAUUUGGUGCCUCAUUGUACCAAUGUUUAUGUGUUGAAAUAAAAAUAAAAUAAACUGGAUUGCAUAGAUUUGAAAUAAAAGUGUUCACUAAUAUGACUGUAUGAUUUCAGUUAAUAAUGUUCCUAUCUCAGCGGUAGAUCGCAUUCAUUCUUGAUUCAAAGAACCUGUUGAUUUGUAUUGACCCUACAUAAAGUCUUAACAGAAAUAUAAAUCAAUGACUAUAGGCAUUAUUAAACUUUGGUUCGGACAAGAAGCAGUAGAGAUAUUCAGACAGUUUUCAUCAGUAUUCUUCAUUAACGGUAAGAUGAAUUUUGAACUAAAUGAAUUCUAUCAUAGUAGUAUUCUUACCAAUACUGAUUCCUUUCAUACUCACUAUUCUUAUAUCAUGAAUUCAAUUUAGAAAAUGUACCGGUAACUACAAAAAACAGAGUACCUUGACGAUUAGCUUAUAAGAUCGACAUAAGUACCAAUAUUUAUUACUAACUUCUCAGAAUUAAAUCAUCUCAAAGCAGAAGUAUGUUGUAAAUAAUUGAAAUAGAAUUAGACAAAUGUUUUAUUCUGAUAUGAAAAAAGAGAAUAAGUUUGUUUGUCCUCAUAAUUCAUCCCGUUUUUGUUGUUGCUGGAUAUACAUCAAAAGUCCUUGAACUGAGAGUAUUCCAUUCAAAAAGUUAUCGGCUGAAGAGUCCCAAAAUAAGAUGAAACGGCCGUUCAUUAUUCUCAUGUCUGCUUCCAAUUCCCAAUGGAACGUGUUCUUCGACAUUCCACUUUUCCGUUUCCUUUCAGGAUUGCAAGUUAGGGCUUACCUCGUGAUUUCCUCAGUUUAUUUCCUACCCACUUUCAACACUUUUUCCUAAUUUCCUCUUCAGUUGGAAGCUGGUUUGUCCUCUCCCACAGUAGGCUAUUGCUGAUGGUAUCCAGCCAACAGAUAUUCAGUAUCUUACGUAGACAACUGUGUAAAUAUAAUUAACAAGCCAAAUAAACCCAUUCAAAUUAUGUAUGACUCAUUCAUUCUGCUGACCAAAAGUUUACAAAACUCAAAUCCUCGGCUCGAAUCUCGCGAGGCGGGAUCGUGGAAGAGUCCCACAAUAGGAUGAAACGGCUGUCCAAUGCUUCAUGGUUUUCCAUGGUGAUACAGCUUCAAUUGACUGAUGAAUUCAACUAUUAAAUUACUAUAAUAUCCACAAAAACCUUUCUCUGAUUAAAAUCCAAUUACACGGAAAUAUGUCUAGGUCAAUGAUUAUCAAAAUCCAAUGUUGGAAAUUCCAACUUGUUAGUGUAAUUUUCUUUAUUAUAAUACGCAUCCUACUACUGAAAUAAGAAAACUUGACCCGUUGAGUACGCAAAGUGAUGAGUCUUGAAGUAUGAUGAAAUAAAUGAAAAUAUCCGUUGGUUUCCCAUAGGUUUACAGCUUAUGCUAGAUCAUAAUAACAAAUCAAAGAAAUAAGCAGAAACUUAAAGUCGUUUUGUGAAUUUCAAUAGUUGAGAUCAUGAGUCAAUUGAAGCUAGACCAUCAUGAAAAACUUGGAAGCACUGGACGGCCAUCUCGUCCUAUUGUAGGACUCCUCAAUAGUGUGCAUCCACAAUCCCACUUCGUGACGUUCGAACCCAGGACCGAAAAUUCAAUUUUCUGUGAAUGUAUUUCUCUCCCUUCUGGAUAGUCUUAAAAAUUGGUAGAUUCAUGUAGGACCUGUGAUACAGGUUUGAAACUUUCUCUCAUAAAUCCGUGACAAUAUUUCCAGCCGGUAUAGAUAUAACUGAAAGAUGAUUUAAAACCACAGAGUAUUAGAUAGCUGUCACGUCCUAGGUUGGAAUCACUUACAAUUGAGCAUCAUCCGCAACCUGAAAACAACUCGGUCUUGUAUAGAGUAAAAUACCAUUCAUGCAAAUAAUUAGUUGAAUGAAAUUAGAAUAGGUAAGUAGACGUAUAAAUAAAUGACAAAUAGAAUGGAAUAAGAAUACCCAAGAAUGAACCAUCAAGUUGCUAAUAGAUAUUUAACAGAUCAACUUUAAACUUGUUUAGUUGGGUUAGGAUAGCGACAAACUGCACAAGUCACAUCAACUACAAACACAAUAAUAUCACCUGCUCAAAGAUGACCAAUGAUGAAUUUGUACUAAAUACAAAGACAACAAACUACAUUGGUUUUCAGACUGAUCUAUAUAGAAUCAAGAACAAUGAUCUUUUCAUACAAUGAGAAAUUGACCAAUCAAACCAUAAGGAUAGAAAAAACACAUUUCAUUUUACUUGACCUUAGUAAUACAUAAACAAUGUGACCAGUGAUAAGCUUAUUACACUAACCAAUUAAUUAUUACAAACAUGCGUACAGAUUAAAUUCAUUUGGUGUUUUUAAGCAAAGAUGAAUAGUGGCUAGCAGGAGAAUCCAGUUUGACGCGGGUUUCACCAUUUUUGGGAAUCAUCAGCUGGAUGUACCUACAUCCCACAGAUGAUGUUCACUCCGGGACUCGAAUCCAGUAAGGAUCGUUCAGUUCAAACGCCAUCGCAUUAUCCACUUAGUUACUGAGUUCUGAUAUCCACUUGCUUGUGCAAUGGAGUGAAGUUUACAUUCACUUGGUAUUUUUUUACUCGUAUCUUCUCAUUGUUAUUUAGGACUGCAAUUGAUCAGUCUCUUAUUGGUAUAUAUACAUCCUGUGCGGAUUACCUCGAUAUAACCUUAAGUCACAAGCUUUUUCAAGCAAAGAUGGAUAGUGGUUAGCAGUAGAAUCCAGGAGGCGCAUUUCAUCCAACUGAAUUCUCAUUUGGUAUUGUUUUUCACUAAGUGAAUUUAAACUUUCCCGCAUUGCACAAACAGAUGACUAUCAGGACUCAGUAACUAAGUAGAUAAUGCGAUGGCAUUUAAAGCUAAUCGUACUGGGUUCAAGUCCCGAAGUGAACAUCAACCCUGAGAUUCAGGUAUAUCUAGCUGACGAGUCCGAAACAGAACGAAAUGCACGUCCUGGUUUCCACUGUUAGCCACAAUCCAUGUUUGCUUAAAAAUGAGUAUAGAUUUUUAACGAAAUGAUAAACAAAUUAUAUCGUGGGAUUUCUACCUGAAGUUUGUGCUGAUGAUGUCGUUCAGUAUAACCAUGAAAGCUUCAAAACCAAAUUAUUCAGCUCAAAGAACAAAACUUCAUCAAAAUCAUCCACCUGAACUACAAAUCUUCUCCACCAUCUCAUAUAUCAUGGGAUUAUAGAAAUGGUUAUGUUGUGUGUCUAUGACUACAACUCCUUGCGAAACGUCAUUUGUGUAUGAUGAGUGAUACUGAAUUCAGGAUUUAAUUGACAGAUGAUAAAUGUGAAAAUACUAGAAAGUAAAUUAGAUAUUCUUCAAAUCAUCAGUCAAAAAGUAUCCGUUAACUAUUGUAUAGAAGUGGAAUUAAAUAGGCUCAUUCUAUCCAAUCCAUUAUCUGUUAAUUGAAUGUAUCUGUAGAAGUAUCUUACUCAUUUACUUACUUACGCCUGUUACUCCUCGUGAAGGAGCAUAGGCCGCUCACCGGCAUUCUCCAUCCAACCCUGUCCUGGGCAAUCCUUUCCAGCUCCUUCCAGUUGUUAUUCAUCUUUUUCAUGACUAACAUCAUAUACUACUUAUAUCAAUAUAAGUAGUACACACCACAGUAUUACUCUUAGUUAUUCUUUAUAUUACUAUUAUUGUUAACAUAAUAGAUGGUUACUGUAGAUGUGCCAUACCAGUCUUAAGAACAGUAGUCUAUUAAGAUUUGUAACGUUCACAGAUGAAAUACUACCUUCCAAUACAAUCUCUAACUAGAAACAAUGUGGGAGAUCAUGUAUAACUCAAUCUAAUUGAUCAACAGCUAAAGAUAACAUCAUCCUAAUUAAGACUAAAGUUGUCAUAACACAGCAAUCCUGUUGAUAAAGCUUUAGAAUUUUUUAAAAGACUCCUUUCUAGUUUUUUUGUUGUUGAAAUACUGGUACUCAUUUGGAUCUAAUAUAUUCAGCUGAUAAAGCUCAGAUAAUCACAAUGAAGCAAGCGAUAUUGGUCAUAAUAUUUUCAACAUUAUUAAAAGGAUUGUUUACUUAAAUUGUGAAGCAUUAACAUAAUAGAGAACCACUCGAAAAUUACUAAUUACUAGUUAACUGUUUUAGCCUUAUUUACAGUACGUCAGUUCACAAUAAUGUCGACAUAGAUAUGAAUCCAAAGUAUUAUUGAGAUUCAAUAAUUAAUGAAUUCUGAGUUAUUACGUACUUACUUACGUAUAUUAACCCUCCUGGAGCACAGGAUACCCAUCAAGAUUCUCCAUCCAAAUCUAUCCUGGGAAAUCCUUCCCAGUUGCUAUUCAUUCUUCUCAUGUGUGCUUCCAAUUCCCGAAGCAAUAUGUUCCUUGGUCUUCCUCUUUUCCUUUUCUAUUCAGGAUUCCAAGUUAUAGCUUUUCUCGUGAUACAGUUUGCUGGUUUCUUCAAUGUAUGUACUAUCCACCUCCAACGUCUUUUCCUACUGAUGAAGAGACUGCUACUACACUGGUUGUCUUCACCUGCAUUUAUUGGUGUGUAUGGGAUAGAAGGGACAUGUCAUCUGAUAAUUCCGAAUCAUUUAGUUGCAUGCAAGCUAUCCACUGUAUUCUGUGCUUCCUCUCAUAUAUCGAAGUCUUCAUAAUUCAGUCAACCACUAGAAGAAAGAGGAAGGGGGAGAGUAAUAAUCCUUAUCUGACACUGUUCUUCACUUGGAAUGUGUCUGUUAGCUAUCCUCUAUGCACCACUUUACACUGUAGUCCGUCGGAUGAGUUCCAUAUGAUGAUGGAAACCUUCUCAGCUACACCAUAGUGUCGAAGAUAGUUCCGUGAGGUCAUCCUAUCCACACUGUCAAUGCUUUCUCAUAAUCAAUGAAGUUGAUGUAUUGUGACGAGUUCUAUUGAACUAAUUGUCUAAAAAUGAUCCAUAGUGUCGUGAUUUAUUCUAUACACGACAAAUCUUAUUAACGUUUUUUUAGUUAGGUUGUUUUCUACGAUAUAGAGUUGUUGACUCCACGUCUAAUCGUUUUUCCUUACUCGGGCUUAGGACCGGCAGAGUUUCUAAGUUAUUAGUCUAAGUUAAAUUCUAUGAUUCCAGGCAUUUAUUGAUCCUGACUGUUGUAUUGUUGUGUUCAGAUCGCUCCUGCUUCCAAGUAGACGCUAAUAUUACAGAAUGUUUUUUUACCACAAACUGACAUCAAACUAACGACCUAAUAAAUAUAGUUUUUCUUUGUAAUUAUGUAAUCAAUAGUUUCUAUGUUAAACAUAGAGUGUCUUUAUUUCUAAUGAGGGUAAACACAUUGUUAACUUCACAAUUGAUUAAUCACUGAGUGGUGAUCAAUGUCAUGUGUGUGAACUCCUUCUUAGUGCAGAUAGAAUAUUAUCGACCAAUGUCGAGUCACCUAGACUAGUGGCCACAUUACAGCUUGGUCGAUAGCAUUCGAUCUGCAUUUGGAAGGACUUGACACACAUGAAAUUGAUCACCACCCAGUGAUCAAUCAAUUGUGAUUAAAUCUCAGUCCUACAUGUGGUCAGUCGUGGCUCGAAUAGCUCAGUGGUAACAUCUCUGACUGUGAAGCUAGGCGACACGGGAUCGAAUCCGUCAGGAAGCAUCAGUUCCCCUAAAGAUUACAGGUACACGUUGCUGAAGAGUGCCAAGUAGCACGAAACGUAAGUUCAAGGUUUCCUGUUGACUACCUUCAACCACCAACUCCGCCUGGAGUCCCUCCGCGGGCUACUACCGGUCCCAAGCCCGGAUAAAGGAGGAGGGUUGGGCAUGGGGUUAGCGUCC